CAAACUCUGUACUCUCCGUCUCCAUCUCCAAACUCUUUCUUCACUUCCAAAACUCUCAACAAAAAAUGGAGAGUUUUGCUCUUUCUUCUCUCUCCACUUCCUUCUCUCUCCCCACUCGCUCUUCUUUCCUUCACCACCGUUUCCGUUUCCACCACCACCACCCCAUCUCCAAAUCCUCACCGUCCAUCUCCACUCCUCACUCCAUCCCCACCCUCCGAUCCUCCUCUCUCUUCUCUCCAAUCAAGCCCACCCCAAACUCCUCCCUCUUCAAACCCCGUUUCCUCCCUCCAAUCCACUCCUCCUCCUCCUCCACAAAGUCCCCAAACCACCCUCCCCCAUCUCCACAAAUUACACAAUCAGCCAAACCAAUCCCACUAAUUCUCUCAAUCUCAAUUGGCUUAAUCGUCCGAUUCCUCAUUCCCAAGCCCCCCGAAGUGACCCCACAAGCCUGGCAACUCCUCUCAAUCUUCGUCUCCACCAUCGCCGGCCUCGUCCUCAGCCCAUUACCCGUCGGCGCGUGGGCUUUCUUGGGCCUCACAGUCACCGUCCUCACCAAAACUCUCUCCUUCGCCACCGCCUUCUCCGCCUUCACCAACGAAGUCAUCUGGCUCAUAGUCAUCUCAUUUUUCUUCGCCCGCGGCUUCGUCAAGACCGGGUUAGGCAACAGGAUCGCCACUUAUUUCGUCAAGUGGCUGGGCCGCAGCACCUUAGGACUGUCCUACGGAUUGACCAUAAGCGAAGCCCUCAUCGCACCGGCUAUGCCCAGCACCACCGCGAGGGCCGGCGGCGUGUUUUUGCCCAUAAUUCAGUCGCUCUCGCUCUCUGCCGGGAGCAAACCCGGCGACCCAUCUGCCAAAAAGCUCGGUUCUUAUCUUGUUCAGUCUCAGUUUCAGUCUGCUGCUAGCUCUAGUGCUCUUUUCCUGACUGCUGCAGCUCAAAACCUGCUCUGCCUCAAAUUGGCUGAGGAACUUGGGGUGAUAGUUUCAAGCCCUUGGGUUACUUGGUUCAAAGCUGCUAGUUUACCAGCAAUUGCCUGUCUUUUAGCUACUCCUCUAGUCUUAUACAAGUUAUAUCCUCCUGAAACCAAAGACACACCAGAUGCACCUGCCAUGGCUGCAAAGAAAUUGGAGCAUAUGGGUCCUGUUACAAGAAAUGAGUGGGUGAUGGUCGGUACAAUGCUCUUUGCAGUCUCUUUGUGGGUCUUUGGUGAUGCUCUUGGUAUAGCAAGUGCUGUAACUGCAAUGACAGGCUUAUCCAUUCUCCUUUUGUUGGGAGUCCUUGAUUGGGAUGACUGCUUAAGUGAAAAAUCUGCAUGGGAUACCUUGGCUUGGUUUGCUGUUCUAGUGGGUAUGGCAGGCCAAUUGACGAACCUUGGUAUUGUGACCUGGAUGUCUGAUUGUGUCGCCAAAUCGCUUCAAUCUUUCUCUUUGAGUUGGCCAGCUGCAUUUGGUGUUCUUCAGGCUUCUUACUUCCUCAUCCACUACCUCUUUGCAAGUCAAACAGGUCAUGUUGGAGCUUUGUACUCUGCAUUCCUUGCUAUGCAGUUGGCUGCUGGGGUUCCUGGCGUGUUAGCAGCUCUGGCUUUAGCAUACAAUACAAAUCUUUUCGGUGCCAUAACACAUUAUAGCAGUGGUCAGGCUGCUGUAUACUUUGGAGCUGGUUAUGUAGACCUUCCCGAUGUAUUCAAAGUGGGAUUCAUAAUGGCUGUUAUCAAUACUAUCAUCUGGGGAGUAAUUGGAGCUUUUUGGUGGAAAUUUUUGGGCCUCUAUUGAUUUUUAAUUUCAAUGUAAGUAAAUGGCCUUCCCUGUUGUACGUUUUCCUCCUAGAGGACAUUGUUGAGCUCAUAAUUUUAUCUCAGAGAAAAUUUUCAUUUUUAGCUGUUAUCUUUAAUAGCUUUAGCUCUGUUUUACCAUUGCAUUAGUGAAACAAAGCUCAUUGAAAUAUGAUUCUUUUUAGAGUGGAAAUCAAAAUUAACGAUUUGUAUCAA
Quercus robur (English oak) is the source of this 1987-nucleotide messenger RNA. RefSeq names its product dicarboxylate transporter 2.1, chloroplastic. The transcript is spliced from 5 exons. The record is from RefSeq and is a predicted model, not a curated record. Gene Ontology annotation, cellular component: membrane. NCBI's taxonomy places the organism in Eukaryota, Viridiplantae, Streptophyta, Magnoliopsida, Fagales, Fagaceae. Gene Ontology annotation, biological process: transmembrane transport. Gene Ontology annotation, molecular function: transmembrane transporter activity. Bases 66 to 1772 code for a protein of 568 amino acids.